Messenger RNA from Haemonchus placei, 615 nucleotides. Lineage: Eukaryota; Metazoa; Nematoda; Chromadorea; Rhabditida; Trichostrongylidae. The record is from the annotation of a GenBank genome assembly.
AUGCACCUUUUCUCUUGUUGUGUACCCUACUUCGACAGUUGCUUGGAAUGUAUACAAGGACCGUCCUUCUCAGCGACAGCUUCCUAUUCACAGUUGACCGUUCCGCUACCACCUACGAAUCGGCUUGAUGUCACCAAAUGUGGAAAAGAUGUCGUCAUUCUCAAGGAAGGAGAACGAAUAUGUGGUACUGGUGGUGCUUUGGGAACUUUGCCUAUUGUACAAAAUAAGGCGUACUUCCAGGUCAAUGUACAACAGAACGGCGCCUUCGGAAUAGGACUAGGUAACUCUCACGCAAAUCUUGAUGCGGUGCCAGUCACAAGCAACUUCUGGGGAAUCCGAGACAAUGGUGACGUGGUGGCAAAUGGAACAGCCAUCGCUAAACUUAGCAAGAUUGUUUCCGAGGGCGAUUGCGUCGGAGUAUGUUUCGAUCAUGUUGAACUGAAAUUCUUAUUAAAUGGCGAGCCACUGGAGCCCAGCAUAACAGGUGUUAAAGGACCGGCGUACCCCCUUGUCUACGUAGACGAUUCCGCCAUUUUAGACGUGAAAUUUAAGAAGUUUACAGAAGAUCCGCCGAGUGGGUACAGUGAAAUACUUGCUGAGCAGACGUUACUCUAA